UUCUUUUUGACAUCUGACACUCGUAUUUAUCCGGCUUCACAAAAUUUAGAAAAAAAUUCGCAAAAGUCGGUAUUUUGCAACAACCCUUCUAAUUUGUGUUUGAAUGAAUGUAUGUUGUUUAAGUGAUUUUGUUAGUACAGAAAAUGAAUUCACCGAUAGCUCCUGAAGAAGACGUGAUCCAAAACAUAAAUUAUACAGGAUCUGAAACCGAAUUUUCGGCAAAAGUAGUAGGGCAUGAAGUGACGGUCCAUUGUAGCUCUGGACAACACAACCAUGGGAGCUCAAAGGUGAAACUUAUCAAUCGGAUUGAUUAUAACUGGGAGUUUCACUACUAUCGGGGGCAACUGGUUGCAGUUCAUAUCAAUGGGAAGAUUGUUGCGUAUGGCAUGAAAGGAAAGGAUGGGGGGAUGGUCAGAGUUACAAACCAAGAAACAAGUGAAAGAGCGUUGAUUAAGAACUUGAAAAAUGAUGUGAAAGACAUCGCGUUCGCUUUUUCACGACAACAAAUUAUUUUGGGGUGUAUUGACGACGAGGGGAACGUUUUAGUAUAUGAAAUCAUCGACGAACCUAGUGCAAUAAAGUACAAAGUGCUUCUUCACAUCUUUCAUAGUGAUGUAGUUCCACAUACAAGCCCAAAUUUUCGAAUAAUUUGGUGUCCAUAUUUGUCAUGUUUUGAUGAAGAUGAUGAGUCACCAGAUGAUCCUGAGAAAAUGUUUGUAGUGCUGAAUGGACGCAAAGCUGAAAUUUGGAAUGUAGGCAUAAUUAAUUCUAAAUAUGGAUCAGGUCCAUUAGAGCCUAAUGAAAAUUAUGAAGGGUAUGUAGAAAUCACCCAUUCAGCUGAACUCGUGGAUGCCUCUUUUUCAUCUGAUGGAACAGCAAUAGCAAUAGCUUGUUUAGAUGGUUAUGUAAAAUUUUUCCAAAUUUAUAUGGUUGAUAGUGAGAAACAAAAGUGUUUACAUGAGUGGAGACCACAUGAUGGCAAACCAUUAUCAUCUAUAAUAUUUGUCGAUAAUUUACUGGAGUGCAGUUCACAGUGUUGGAAAUUCACCAUAACAGGCGCUAAUCACAAUUCAGAAUUGAAACUAUGGUCCUGUGAAACAUGGACUUGCUUACAAACCAUCCAAUUCAAACCAGACCCAUCAAGCAUCAUUCAAAGCGUUUAUUUAAAAAUGUGUAUAGAUUACAGUGGACAGUAUUUAUUAAUGUCAGACUUAAACAAUAAAGUUUUGUAUGUCCUCCAAUUAAAAAGAAACGACGAAGCUCAACAAAUUUCAGUAACCAUGAUAUCACAAUUUUUGUUACCGACUGCGUUCUUGAGCUUCCACAUAACCGAAGCGAGUUACCGAAAAUUGCGUUCAUCUGACAUGAGUGAGGAGUACGCUCAUGAUCAAGAUGAACCAGAUGACGACGAAGACGAUACAGUCGCUGCUGUUGUUGUCAAGCUGUUGGUCAUACAACAGAAGAAAUUUCAGGAAUGUAAUAUCGUAUUCCAACCGGACGCAAUGUUGUGCAACACCGAGAUUAUAUAUAACGAAGAAAAGAAUAAAAAGUUCGAGGAAAAAGUGGAAAAAGUACCGAAAUUGGACGAUCUUCAGUCGUCGGUGACUUUGUUGAUCCAACAACAACAGCAACAGCAGCAGCAGUUGAAUUUAAUGACUCCUGACGCUUUUACGACAAGCGAACAAAAUUCGCGACCUAAUAGUGUACGAAAUAGCAUAAACGGAGAUAUUAAUAAAUCGACUGAAGCUACAAAUGGUGAUACCGUUGAAAACUUAAUAGAUUUCCAAAGACCAGAAAAAGAUAAUUUUGCUAGUGGCGGUUCGAGUCCCAGUAGAGAAGUUCAAGAAAUUCUAUCUCUUAACAAUUCAACCUACAGCACACAAGACUAUUUUGAUAAUUUAACAAAAAUGCAAGAAGAGCAAGAAAUACCUCAGAAAGAGUAUAAUCAUAACGAAAAUUUAAUGUUUCAAGAGAAUCCAAACUCUGAGGUGGUGUGGCUUAAAUUACCUUUAGUUAAAGACAAUGAAAUCAACAAGGAAGAGAAUUUAAGGCAAGAGUUGCGUCUCGGCGGAGGGGAUGAAAUUACGAAUUUAAAUGACACCGAGUGGGACAAGACGCAGUUACAAGCAAUAAGUUUCAGACUGACUAGUAUAGAAAACACUCUCAACGAUCAAAAUAUAGCUAUACAAAAAAUUCACCAAGAAUUGAAAUCAUUAAAUCAGACUAAAGAAGGUCAUCUACAAGAAGAUUUUAGUAAAGAGUUGGAUCUAGCAAUGUCAAAACAGCAAUUACAAAUUGCAAAAAUGUUAGAGAAUUUAGUAAAUAUGCAGAAAAAUAAUGAAAGGGACCAGCAAGACCACGUGAUUGCGAGUGUGUCACAAAUUGUUGUCAAGAGUGUCUCUGACAAACUACAGAAUGUUGUGGCACACGAAAUGAAACACGUGGUCGUGCCUACUAUUAGAAAUUUAGUAGAAGCACUGAAACAUCAACUAGAUGUACAAAAUAGCCAGAAACUUAAUAGUGAUAUUGUAUUGCAGGAUAAAAUUUCCAAAAUGAUUAACAGCAAAGCUCUAGCUGAAUCUCUUAGUUUGUCCGUUGCCAAUGUGAUAACACCUAUUUUAGAAAAAUGUUAUCGAGAUAUGAUUACCUCUACUUUAGUUCCUUCCUGGGAAAAGGUCUGCGGGAAUAUGUUCCAUCAAAUCAAUGAAACAUUCACUCAGGGGACAAGAGAAUAUACUGCCUCUGUUGAAAACUAUAUGGAAAGACAAAGACGGGUUCAAGAGCGAGGCAAAGAUUUAAUUGUUCAAAUGCAAGUCGUAUCAGAAAAUUUACAGAUGAAUACAGACAAGUUAAUUGGAACUCUAACUUCAGAAAUGCAGAAACAAUUUUCUACGACAAUGAAACAUACCCAAGAAAAUUUGCUGCAGGGCGUGAAAGAUGUUAUUAGCGAACAAAUUAAAUUAGGUUUCAAAAGUCAUGCCUCAGCAUUGGAAGACAGCGUUAUGAAUGCAGUGAGGUCAAGGGCCGUUACACCAUCGCCCCAUGUAGAAACCCAAGUUACUUUGGCUCAUCUUGAUCACCUUAUAGCAAAAGAAAGCUUUGAUGAAGCAUUCCAGUUGGCACUGUCUGCAGAGAAUUUAAAUUUUGUCAUUUAUGUUUGUGAGAAGGUUGAUUCAAAUACCCUUUUCCAUGGAUCCUCUCCACCACAACAAAACUGUAUUUUAGCGUUAAUUCAGCAGUUGAGUAUGGAAUUGAGUAAGAACACGGAGACCAAGAUGAGUUACAUCAGAGCGGCCCUGGUAGCACUAAUUCCAGGAUAUCCCCACACUAGACAAUUUAUCCCAAAAGUUUUAAAAGAUCUUUUAAAACAGUUGCAACAAUUUAUAUCUACAAAUCCCAAUUCUAAGUUUAUCACCGACGCUAAACUGCUUAAACUAGCCGUUGAUAGUAUACUUCUCGACAAGUAAAAGGAAUUUGUUUUGUAUGUUAUACGUUUCUUUAAUUUUUAUUAAAAUUGAUGAAAUUUUAUUUUAUAUAGUAUUUUAAAUUUUGUGUCGACACAUGUAACAGCCCGUGUUAUUGUAUAAUUUCAAUAUAAAACCACACAAUUCUA
Molecule: messenger RNA, 3613 nt
Organism: Zophobas morio
Lineage: Eukaryota; Metazoa; Arthropoda; Insecta; Coleoptera; Tenebrionidae
Gene: Ge-1
Product: Ge-1
Exons: 13
Coding region: 144-3467 (1107 amino acids)
Biological process (GO): deadenylation-independent decapping of nuclear-transcribed mRNA
Cellular component (GO): P-body
Molecular function (GO): protein binding
Source: RefSeq, a predicted model, not a curated record